Molecule: messenger RNA, 1928 nt
Organism: Urocitellus parryii (Arctic ground squirrel)
Lineage: Eukaryota; Metazoa; Chordata; Mammalia; Rodentia; Sciuridae
Gene: Tgfb1
Product: transforming growth factor beta 1
Biological process (GO): transforming growth factor beta receptor signaling pathway; regulation of cell population proliferation
Cellular component (GO): extracellular region
Molecular function (GO): cytokine activity; growth factor activity; transforming growth factor beta receptor binding
Source: RefSeq, a predicted model, not a curated record
UUGGGAGAAGAGGAAAAAAAGUUUUGAGACUUUUCCGCUGCCGCUGGGAGCCGGAGACGCGGGGACCGCUUGGCGCGGCGCUGCCCCGCGAGGAGGCAAGACCUGGAGACUCCAGACCGCCCCCCGCUCACGGCCCCGGACGCUCGCUCCCUCCCUGUCCCCUACACAGAGUYCCCCCGGCGCCCCCAUACCGGACCAGCUCUCAGGAGCCGCAAACCCCGCCUCCCGCGAAGACUUCACCCCAGACCUGGGGCGCACCCCCCUGCACGCCGCCCUUACCCAGCCUGUCUCCCGAGCCACCGCGCAUCCUAGGACCCUCUCUCCCCCCGGGGACGGAUCUCUCUCAGACCUGCCACAGCUCUCCCAUUCAAGACCACCCACCUUCUGGUACCAGAUCUCGCCCAUCUCGAUCUUCUCCCUGGGAUAUUGAGACAACCMGUGUCAGAGCCUCCCCGAGACCUGUGCUUCUUUCUUCCGGAGGCCUUCAAUUUCCUUCCCCCGAGGCCCUUCUACCUUUCUCCGGGAGACCCCCAGACCCUACAGGGGCGGGGCCCCCCUAUCCCACCUCUGCCCUGUUCGCGCUCUCGGCAGGGCCGGGGGGCGCCGCCUCCCCCAUGCCGCCCUCCGGGCUGCGGCUCCUGCCGCUGCUGCUACCGCUGCUAUGGCUACUAGUGCUGACGCCCGGCCGGCCAGUCGCGGGACUAUCCACCUGCAAGACCAUCGAUAUGGAGCUGGUGAAGCGGAAGCGCAUCGAGGCCAUCCGUGGCCAGAUUCUGUCCAAGCUACGGCUCGCCAGCCCCCCGAGCCAGGGGGAGGUGCCGCCCGGCCCGCUGCCCGAGGCCGUGCUCGCCUUGUACAACAGCACCCGCGACCGGGUGGCGGGGGAGAGCGCCGAGCCGGAGCCCGAGCCCGAGGCGGACUACUACGCCAAGGAGGUCACCCGCGUGCUAAUGGUGGAAAGCACCAACAAAAUCUAUGAGAAAACCAAGGACAUCUCACACAGCGUGUACAUGUUCUUCAACACAUCAGAGCUCCGGGAAGCAGUGCCGGACCCUCUAUUGCUGUCCCGGGCAGAGCUACGUCUGCAGAGGCUCAAGGUAAAAGCCGAACAGCACGUGGAGCUGUACCAGAAAUACAGAAACAAUUCCUGGCGCUACCUCAGCAACCGACUGCUGACCCCCAGUAACACGCAGGAGUGGUUGUCCUUUGACGUCACUGGAGUCGUGCGGCAGUGGCUGAGCCAAGGAGAGGAGAUAGAGGGCUUUCGUUUCAGCGCCCACUGCUCCUGUGACAGUAAAGAUAACGUGCUCCAAGUGGACAUAAACGGGAUCGGUCCCAGACGCCGGGGUGACCUGGCUGCCAUUCAUGACAUGAACCGGCCCUUCCUGCUCCUCAUGGCCACGCCACUGGAGAGGGCCCAGCACCUGCAUAGCUCCCGGCACCGCCGAGCCCUGGACACCAACUACUGCUUCAGCUCCACAGAGAAGAACUGCUGCGUGCGGCAGCUAUACAUUGACUUCCGCAAGGAUCUGGGUUGGAAAUGGAUCCAUGAGCCCAAGGGCUACCAUGCGAACUUCUGCCUGGGACCGUGCCCUUACAUUUGGAGCCUGGACACGCAGUACAGCAAGGUCCUGGCUCUGUACAACCAGCACAACCCAGGCGCAUCGGCGUCGCCGUGCUGCGUGCCGCAGGCUCUGGAGCCUCUGCCCAUCGUGUACUACGUGGGCCGCAAGCCCAAGGUGGAGCAGCUGUCCAACAUGAUCGUGCGCUCCUGCAAGUGCAGCUGAGGCCCGGCCCCGCCCCGCCCCGCCCCGCCCCGCCCCGGCAGGCCCGGUCCCGCCCCCGCCCCGCCCGCCGCGCCCGGGCUGUAUUUAAGGAUUUCUGCACCCCAAGCCCACCUGGGGGGCUCAUUAAAGGUGAGAGAGGAC